ACCAUACCAUACCCUUCUUUUUUUCUCUUUCUCUCAUCAUCAUCAUUGAACCAAAAAAUAACAAUAAUCUAAAUUACUAUAACUUCCACAAAUACAAAAAAAUAAAUAAUUAUAAACUCCAUAAAAAGGUGAAAAGAAUUGGAUUCUAAGAGAGAGAAAGGAAGAAGAAUCAUGUGGUGCUGGAAAUAAAGCUAGAAAGAGAGAGAGGGAGAGAGUUUCUUCUACUUUGACAGCACUUUUAGGAGUUCUUGCAACUUUGGAAGUUCUUUGACAACUAACAAGCCUGAAGAUAAAUCAGAGAUGCUGCUGCCUCCUUGCAGGCGACCGUUCUGGAAGAAACAGUAAUGCUACUGAAAUGGGAAAGAAAGGGAGUUGGUUUUCAGCAAUCAAGAGGGUUUUCACACACCACUCCAAGGGGAAGCAGGAUUCGGAUAACAAAAGUUUAAAAGAGAAGAAGAAAGGUCCGGGUAAACUAAAGCAUGGAGAGACGAAUUCUUUCAUACCGCUCUUCAGGGAGCCGAGCAGCAUUGAGAAAAUAUUUGGCGACUUCGAAAGAGAGCAACAAGUGCUUGCAAUUAGGCCUCCCACGCCUCUUGAGCGACCCAAAACACCGCCUUUUGUUCCUCCUCGAGUUGCUUCUCCUAGGCCUCCUUCUCCAAAGCCCCCUUCUCCAAGAGCUUCAUCUCCGAAGGCUCCUUCUCCACGAGUCACAUCUCCCAAAGCUGCAUCUUCCCGGAACGUUCAUCAGAACAAGGAGGUUAGCUACAGACCUGAGCCGACUUUACGGAACCAACAAGCCUCGGCUACUAAGAUUCAGGCUUUUUACAGAGGUUAUACGGCGAGGAGGAGUUUUCGAGCUCUUAAGGGUUUGGUAAGGCUUCAAGGAGUGGUGAGAGGACAGAAUGUGAAGAGACAGACAGUUAGUGCCAUGAAACACAUGCAGCUGUUAGUGCGAGUUCAAUCUCAGAUUCAAUCUAGAAGAAUCCAGAUGCUGGAAAACCAGGCGCGAUAUCAAGCUGAGUUCAAGAACGAUAAGGACGCUGCGAGUACCUUUGGAAAACUGACUUUAGGACAUGGUUCUGAGGCAGGUAACAAUGAAGAUUGGGAUGAUAGUUUAUUGACAAAAGAGGAAGUAGAUGCAAGGUUGCAAAGGAAAGUGGAAGCAAUCAUCAAAAGAGAGAGAACAAUGGCGUUUGCAUAUUCACAUCAGUUGUGGAAGGCCACACCGAAAUCAACUCAAACGCCGGUGACAGAUAUGCGAUCGAGUGGAUUCCCGUGGUGGUGGAACUGGUUGGAAAGACAACUACCUGCAACAUCAAAUCCACAAGAAAAACAAGUCCUAAAGAAUUUCCAACUCACGCCGCCAAGACCAUAUUCAGAACAAAAGACAAGUCCGAGACCUGGCUCAAGCACUCAAAGGCAACAGCAUCAUCCUUUUGCCUUCGAUAACAUGGAUACAUCCACUCCAAAAUCGACAAAAUCGACUAUCUUUCCAUCUUCCAAACCAUCUAGAACUCCUCCAUUUAGGACUCCCCAAGGAAACAGUUCAAGCAUGAUGUCGAAAUAUUCAAGGUCAAGAGCAGUAGGGUCCAGUUCACCUUUCGACGUGCCAAUGAAAGACGACGAUAGUCUCACAAGCUGUCCGCCAUUUUCGGUUCCAAACUACAUGGCUUCAACUGCUUCUGCUAAGGCGAAAGUACGCGCUAGUAGUAAUCCAAGAGAAAGAUUUGGUGGUGGUGGUAGUAGCGGUUGCGUAACUCCAACUCCAAGCAAUGAUUCAAAACGAAGAGUCUCAUUUCCUUUGUCACAAGGAAUAGGAUCAUUCAAAUGGAACAAAGGGUCAUUGUUCUCUAACAAUAAGGAUCCUCAUGCCUCUCACAGGACACCAGAUAAAUAUCAGGAAUCUAUCGGAAACGUGAGCGUGGAUUCGACGAUAUCAUUACCGGCAAGGGUCGGAAGAAAGCCUUUUACAAGAUUUGUGUGAUUUAAUUCUUUUUUAACCAUUUUUUUGUUGUUUUUGUUUCAUGUUUGGUGGGUGUUAUUAUCAGUUGUAUUAUGAUUAUGAUCGAGUGUAUUGGUGGUGAUUAUAGUUUUUGACAAAAGUAUACUCUAAUAAAAAAACAUAAUAGGAAAUAAUGUGGUUUGAUAA
This is a messenger RNA of Lathyrus oleraceus (garden pea), 2149 nucleotides long. Its product is annotated as protein IQ-DOMAIN 14. Lineage: Eukaryota; Viridiplantae; Streptophyta; Magnoliopsida; Fabales; Fabaceae. The transcript has 7 exons. Gene Ontology annotation, molecular function: protein binding. The record is from RefSeq and is a predicted model, not a curated record. The coding region runs from base 356 to 1984 and encodes 542 amino acids.